Messenger RNA from Patiria miniata (bat star), 1106 nucleotides. RefSeq names its product collagen alpha-1(X) chain-like. Gene Ontology annotation, molecular function: protein binding. The coding region runs from base 23 to 847 and encodes 274 amino acids. Lineage: Eukaryota; Metazoa; Echinodermata; Asteroidea; Valvatida; Asterinidae. The transcript has a single exon. The record is from RefSeq and is a predicted model, not a curated record.
ACGUGAACAUUCUGUUCUUCCGAUGAUUGUAAUGCUGCUGAUAUCAAGCAGUCACUGUCAACGUGAUUCGGAGACUACAGGACAACCAACAGUCUCAUCAAGUUGCUGCAGUGCUUGCCUUCCAGGCCACCCUGGGGUACCUGGGAUCCCAGGAAAUCCGGGGGGAAUCGGAGUUCAAGGACCUCUUGGCCCCAAAGGUGACCCCGGGUAUGGCCUCGCUGGACCCAAGGGAGAGACCGGCGAACAGGGACGGAAGGGGGAUCAAGGCGAGCCAGGGAUGCAGGGACCUUCGGGGAAGCUGGGACCUGCAGGUCGCAAGGGAGACAUCGGUGAGGGGCAGAAAGGUGACCAGGGGGAGCCAGGGCUCGAGGGACCGCAAGGUCCCCCGGGUGAAACGGGGCAGAAGGGACAACCGGGAGAAGCUACCCUUGUGACACCCACAGCGCCCUCUGCCGUCGCAUUCAGCGCUUAUCGCACAGCAAGUGUCACCGGCGGCACUGGCGAUGUCAUCAUCUUUGACAACAUCAUGACGAAUAUCGGAGACAGGUACGAUUCGCAGUCGGGCGUGUUUACAUGCUCACAACCUGGAGUCUACUUUUUCACGACCAGUUUUCUUAGUUUGAACACAGCAACGCGGCCUCAUGUACAGCUAAGAAAGAACGGUGCGCUUGUCUUUUCGAUUCAUGACAGUCAUGCCAAUUAUUACCACCAGUCCAGCAAUUCGGCAGUCCUUAUCUUGGCUACGGGAGACAGAGUCUGGCUUGAGUUUGGCAGCGGUAGCAGAGGUAUUUACAGCAGUUCACAAAGAUAUGCUUACUUCUCUGGCUUUUUGAUCCAUGCAGUGUAAAGCCAAAAUUUGGGAAACCUAAUGUGAACCCCCCUGUUUCGUUUAGUGUGAUCAAUAGGGUGAUUCUUUCCUGAAAUUAAUACAUGUUAUUGCUUGCGCUCGGCAAUAGGCCUUAGGCCAAAACAAAAUUGUUCUGCUUCAGGUUACCCUACAUACCCUUCUUUGAUACCCCUUCCCUAAUUUGUAUUUGGGGAAAAUGAGGGAAAAAACCCGAAAAUCUUCAAUUACUACCUUUUACCCUCUCCAUUAUGGUCGUACA